Messenger RNA from Olea europaea var. sylvestris, 1363 nucleotides. RefSeq lists its product as uncharacterized. The record is from RefSeq and is a predicted model, not a curated record. Lineage: Eukaryota; Viridiplantae; Streptophyta; Magnoliopsida; Lamiales; Oleaceae. The transcript has 2 exons. Bases 263 to 991 code for a protein of 242 amino acids.
AUUCUAUUAAGAAUAACAUUGCCUUCAUUUAGGUGUUCGUAUCAUACCUUCGAUUAAGGGUAAGAAUAUAGAGCCCAUUUUAGUAGGAUCUAUUAUGUGCUGCUAUAUAUAAUUAGCUUCCAUUUUUCCAACCACAAAAUGGUUUCCAAGUUCCAACACAUUUUCCCGACAAAGAAACUCAACUAUUCUUAUGGUUUCUAAGUAGCCCAACAGCCAGAUGACGAAGUGUAAGCAAUAAACUCUGUCGGCUAACAAAGCAGAAAUGUACAAUGUAGAUAAUGGCUGGUUCUUAUUCACACCAACUUCAAAGUGUAGAGAAAGCAAGAAAGAAUGCAAUUCCUGUGAAGAAACAUGGAAGCUCGAAAGUAAUGAAUUCAUAUCAGCCUUAGCAGCAGGCUUGAAUUCGAAACUAAUUGUAGAAGUCACUUCCGAGGCCUCUUCAUCGACAGUCGCCUUAGCAGCAGCUGCUCGACAAACCAGAGGAAAGCUCCUGUGCAUUCUUCCUGAUCCAAGAACUCUAGACAAAUCUCUAAAGGUGAUUCAAGACUUGGGCCUAAAUGAAAUGGUCGAAUUUAGAACCGGAGAUCCUAUCGAGGUAUUGCCAAAUUAUGAGAACAUUGAUUUCUCCCUGGUAGACUGUAACACUGAUAAAUACGGAAGAUUGGUCGAAAAGCUAGAUGUGAACUGCAAAAGGUCAAUUGUGGUGGCGAAUAACUUGGUCGAGGGGAGAAAAGGGGCGGAAGGUCUUUUGAAAGGAGUCGAAACUAUGUUUAAAGUGCAGUCUACAAAGCGUCCUAUUGGUAAAGGUAUGGAGAUCACAAUGAUCGGGAAGAGCAAUGAGUUCGGUAAAAGAGAACGAAGCAGACGAAGCCGUAGUCAAGCAGAGCGAAAGGGACAAUUCGUGAAGAAGACAAAUAAGAGCAAAUGGGUUUUUGCAAUUGAUGAGAAGAAUGGAGAGGAACAUAUUUAUAGGAUGCCUAAAUCUCUGUAAGCAAGGAUGAAAAGACUCUGGAAAAAGAUGUGAUUUCCACAUUUUCCCCUUCCUGCCUAGCAGCACAAAAAAGGGUCCAUGAGAACAUCAAGUUGACAAUCAAUCCAACAUCUUAUAUAAGCUUGAGGAGUUGGGAUCGGAACUUGUGAAAACAUGUUGGUUUUGCUUGUGUAAAAAAUUGUGUGACAAAGGAAGAAAUUGGCGUGUAUAUUCAUGUAUUUACUUAUUUUUUGAAGUGUUAGAAAAUUUGUCUAGGGAAAAUGUGUUUACGUUGUCGCUCUCUUCGAACUACAUUCUAAAAUACAAUGAAAUUCAACCCCGGUUGUUUAUGUGGUUUCAUCUUUAAUGACUGAACCAGAAAUGAUAGAAGUA